AUGACUCCAUUGAUUGGACUUUUCGUUUUGGCUCUGGGUCAAGUGGUUCUCGCAAGCCAAGAUGCAUUUCAGACCAAAUGUGAACAAUUCGCCAACAAAAUUAACAUCCCCAACGUCAAGGUCAACUUUGCCGAAUAUAUCCAGGGAGGAACGAAUCUAUCCCUCUCUGACAAUGCGCCCAGUUGCGGCGCAGCCUCACAGUCGGUUGGAGUUGACCUUUGCCGGGUUGCAAUGGCUGUGAAAACAUCCAACAGCAGUGAGAUCACGUUGGAAGCAUGGUUUCCGCGCGAGUACACUGGUCGCUUUUUGAGUACUGGUAACGGUGGUUUGUCUGGAUGUAUUCAAUACUAUGACCUCGCAUAUACAGCCCAGUUGGGCUUUGCCACGGUCGGGGCCAAUAAUGGUCACAACGGCACAUCUGGUGAGCCUUUCUAUCGCCAUCCGGAGGUUAUUAGGGACUUUGCCUACCGCUCUGUUCACACCGGAGUUGUCGUUGGCAAGGAGCUCACAAAGAAGUUCUAUGACAAGGGUUUCAAGAAAAGUUACUACCUCGGAUGCUCAACUGGUGGUCGUCAGGGAUGGAAGUCUGUCCAGAAAUAUCCCGACGACUUCGAUGGCGUAGUGGCCGGCUCUCCUGCCAUCAACUUCGCGAACCUGAUCUCUUGGAGUGGCCAUUUCUAUCCUAUCACGGGCCCAUCAUCUUCAGAUACCUUUCUUACACCUGCGGAGUGGAGCAUUGUGCACGAGGAAAUCAACCGUCAAUGUGAUACCAUUGACGGGGCAAAGGACGGGCUCAUCGAAGACCCGUCCUUAUGCUACCCUAUCUUCGAGACCUUGAUCUGCGCGUCCAACGCAUCGAACACAACCGGUUGUUUGACCAGCGCGCAGGUUCAAACUGUCAACAAGGUCUUCGCUCCACUCUAUGGCAUCAACGGCACUCUGUUGUAUCCUCGCAUGCAGCCCGGCUCCGAAAUCACUGCCGCGUACAUCAUGUACAAUGGCGAGCCUUUUACAUACAGUCAGGACUGGUUCCGAUACGUUGUGUACAAUGACCCUUCCUGGAAUGGUACGAGCUUCAACCUUCAAGACGCAGCCGCCGCACUCGCCCAGAAUCCGUACAACAUUCAAACAUUUGAUGGCGACAUCACCCCUUUCCAAAAGUCCGGCGGCAAGGUGCUCCAUUACCACGGGAUGCAAGAUCCAAUUAUCAGCUCCGAGGACUCCAAGCUGUACUACUCUCAUGUCUCCGACACGAUGAAACUGCCUCCUUCCGAGCUAGAUGAGUUCUACCGUUUCUUCCCCGUCAGCGGCAUGGGUCACUGUGCCCUUGGCGAUGGCGCUAGUGCCAUCGGUCAGGGUAGCGCUACUUAUGCAGGUAGCGAUCCAGAAGACAAUGUUCUCAUGGCUAUGGUCAAGUGGGUUGAGGAGGGCGUUGCGCCCGAGACGAUCCGUGGCUCCAAGUUUUCCGAUGGUGUCGGGUCGAAGGUGGAAUAUCGACGCAAGCACUGCCGCUACCCGCGACGUAAUGUGCACGUCGGACCUGGCAACUAUACUGAUGAGAACUCGUGGCAGUGUAUUUAG
Penicillium maclennaniae is the source of this 1581-nucleotide messenger RNA. It is a transcript of the gene faeB-2, whose product is annotated as putative feruloyl esterase. The record is from RefSeq and is a predicted model, not a curated record. The coding region runs from base 1 to 1581 and encodes 526 amino acids. The transcript has 2 exons. NCBI's taxonomy places the organism in Eukaryota, Fungi, Ascomycota, Eurotiomycetes, Eurotiales, Aspergillaceae.